ACCUCUUUUGUCAAAGUCAGACAAAACCUCACAGACCCUUUAAAUGAGCCAUCUAAAUUCUGAAAAGGACGUACCGAAAGGAGAAAAGAAAAAUAAGAAAAGAAACAAGAAACAGAAAAGUUAUCAGAGCCACUGUCUGUGUACCUCACAAUGGCUCUCGCUGAAGUUUGUGUCUCUUCUGAUCUUCUCCCAGCUGGACUUCUGAUUUCCACCCUGUCUCCUCUGAUCUGCCUGCAGACAUCCGACAGCCUUUUGCCAGCCUGUGAGCUGUCAAAGUAACCCUGGAAUCAAACGCCCAGCCAUCCCAUCUCCAUGCUCUGGCAUGAUCAAAGAGGCACAGCUUUUGAUGGAAUGCUGGCUGAACAAUCAGACCUUGAUGAUGAUACUUGAGUUCUCAGAAAGAACAGGAGAGAGGUCAUAUAAAGACAUGCAACAAGUAGUCUGCACUAUCCACCUCACCAUCACACAGAAGAGCUCCUCUGUCCAGUGGGACGCCUGCUGCCCCUCUCAGAGCUGGGCGACCCUUCACCUCUGCUGUGCACUGAGGCAGACACAAUCCUCUGAGUGUCUGCUUCCAUCGUCUGCCCACUCCCUGCCUGUGUGUUUGUAAUGCGGUGUGUGUGUGUGUGUGUACUGCGUGUGUGUGUUUGUGUACGGUCCGUGGAGCAUCCCUAGCCACGGGCCUCUCCUGUCCACUCCUGGCCCCUCAAACAAGGCAUAGGCUUCGGCUUGAUUAACCACUUAGUUCAUCCCCUCAGACAGAAUAAUGCAGGGAGAAAGCAGAGUAAUGAAGUGCUUCUCUGACGCCUUGAUUUUUUGGGUUCAGUACUGUUUGUUCCCUGUGGACAAUCUGAAGAUGCUUCUUUUUCGCCAAAACAAGUGCCCAUCCAUGUCCCUCUCUCGUCAUCCCUAACUGGUGUGAAUAAACAUAAUCAUAAUGGUACAUAUUUUGAGAGGAAAUUGGAGGCUUUUUCUCUCAAAUCACUUCUGAUGGGCUGUUUCAUCUUUCUAAUUAUGUAGAUUAUACUGUGUGUGUCAGACAUGGGCUCAACAGAUGCGGAAUAGAAGAGUGCUUUGCCUUGUACCGGAUGGAACAGAGUGUCAGAGUUCCACAAAGGUUGGCAAUUACGUUCUCCUGUAUGCUUCUUUGUUCAUGAGAAGAGGAACUGCACUCGACAGACAGACAUGGAUAGACUGUCUCAAGAAUGAUUGAGGAUUGAGGAGUCAAGACUUAGCUGAAAGUCAAGUAACUGUGCAGAGCCUGCAGUCUAACAGCAACACUCACGGCUAGACACUUAUACCAAUCCCCAGACCCCACCGUGAACUGGGGUUCAAUUCCUGCAUCUACUGUUCUCCUACUUGCCUGUCUCCCUCUUUGUUUCCAACUGUCUAAAUCAAGUGCAAAAUGUAAAAAAUAUAGAAAAAAAGGAAUGUCAAGUAACUGCUGAUAGUGUUUUUCUUUCAUGAUAUCAAAUUGUGUCUGCCUACAUUUAUACUAAAUUUACAAUGUACAUUUACAAUGUACAGUAUCUGACUUUAAGGACUUCAAAUAGCCCUGUUUACUGUAAACAAUAUUAUGUUAAGAACUUGCACGAACAUCCCUCAUUGAGGAAAUAGAUGCCAUGUCAAAAACUGAAAAUUCACCUGAAACUUUUACAGAAAAUGUCACUUGUACUUUCGAUCACCGCUCCAAAAAGCUCGAACUCCAUCCUAACAACGCAUCCCUCUUUGAAAAAGACGCCACGGAGUGAGUGAUGUGACACACAUUCAUCAGUAUACAUAGCAGGAUGACUUGUCAAAAUCUGUGGGUGAUUAUUUCUGUCCAAGAUAUGUCAAACCAAGGAUUUGACGCAAGAACUUCCCUUUGCACUCCGCUCCAAUGGACACAAAAGAGGAAACAGGGUUUGGUUAAAUAUCUAGGGCCUUUUCACUUGCCCAUCCAGGGCUGAUAUCCAAAGCUGAAGUUAGAGUGCAACAUUAUAAUGCUCCAUUGACUUCACCUACAGACCUGCUACCCACUCCAAACACAGGUAGGCUAAUUCCGUUUUCCUUCUAAUAACCAAUAAUGACAGAUAGACAGAUAUUUCUGAUUUAAAAAUUGUAGCUAGCAAAGGUUUGUAGCAGUAGGCCUGUGUGAUUUUCAUUUGAAUGGAUUCCAUCAAUUUGGAUGAUGAUGGAAUUCUGCGCCUUGUCUGGAGGUACUUCAAACCACAGAUCUAGGAUCAGAUAAACCUAUCCCCAAUGCUACCCUUGAGCAUGAGAGGGGGAUGAAGUAUCUGACCGUAGACAAUUGGUUGGAUACAAUUUAUACCUACUCUGUCCUAUCCAACCCUAACUUCUCCACUAACCACAUCCUGCUUAACAGGAAGUGUAUCUUAUUCAGGAUGGAUUGCUCUUUACAAACAUUGGAAACAUUUAAACUGUUGACACUUGUUGGGUAUUUUGAAGUGAUGGUUCCGAUUGGCUAUGCGAUGUUGGGGAACUAAAAUAACUUUAUAAUAAUAUAUCAAAUCAAAUUUUAUUGGUCACAUACACAUAUUUAGCAGAUGUUAUUGUGGGUGUAGCGAAAUGCUUGUGUUCCUAGCUCCAACAGUGCAGCAGUAUCUAACAAUUCACAACAAUACACACAAAAUUAAAAGUAAAAGAAUGGAAAUAAGAAAUAUAUAAAUAUUAGCUCGAGCAAUGUCGGAGUGGCAUUGACUAAACUACAGUAGAAUAGAAUACAGUAUAUACAUAUGAGAUGAGUAAAGCAGUAUGUAAACAUUAUUUAAACAUUAUUAAAGUGACUGGUGUUCCAUUACUAUUAUAUAAGCUUGAUUCUAAGUCAUUAUAUGCCCUGAUUAAAAUGUAUGUAGUAAUGCUGAGGUUUACUGACAUUUGAUUUUUCCCCAAGCAAAGAAAAAAAUCCAUCUCGCUUUGUGAUUGAGAAGUAUCAGGAAAGGAAAUAAACAUACAAGACCAUUCGUGGAGAGCCAUGUUCGAUUCCCCGACUGACCUGCCUGUGGUGCAGCUGGUGAGGGGUCAACUAAGGGGACAGCCUGAGGGGGUGAAGCAGGAAUACUUGGGCCCACCAGGACCACAUCCCCAUACCUGGCCCCAGCAGCACCGGCCCUACCUCUACCCUCCUCACCCUGCCUGUCCAACCCGGCCUGCCCGCCCUCCAUGCCCAUACCUGGGGGCCUACUACACAGAGCAGCAGCCUCCAGCCUGGUAUCAACCACACAACACAUGGGAGGUCCAGAGCCACCUGGAGGGCUCUAAGUUCCACCUGCACCAGGCCCAGAGUCAGCAGGUCAAGCAGUACCUGACCCUGGGUUCCAAGCUGGCCGGGGGACAAGGGGGCCACCCUCACCCCACUGCGCAGGGAGGGCAGCUCCUGGGCACCGUUCCAGUGAUGAGGAAUGCUCACAUGGCCCCCCUCAGUGAUGGCAGCACCCCCAGCAGCCCCGUUACACUGCUGACCCUGGCAUCCAACCACGACAGCGAGUUUCCAAUGGAUGAAGUUAUUGAUGACUUGAUUAGCCUGGAGUCCGGCUUCAACGACGGGGGCUUGGAUUGUAUGGAUCCCAGCAUCAUAAUGCAAAACAAUGUGCUGAGCAGCAGCAUGCUGGACAUCUAUGGGUGUGAACCAGGUAUGACUACAGCCCCUCAUGGCCGAAUGACACCCACCUCACGCCCCACUAAGCUCACUACUGUAAAAAGGGAAGUCACAGAACAUGAAACGAGAGUGAUGGCCAAAGAACGACAGAAGAAAGACAAUCACAACUUGAUUGAAAGAAGAAGAAGAUACAAUAUCAACUACAGAAUCAAAGAACUUGGAACAAUGAUACCAAAGUCGAAUGACCCGUUAUCUUUUACGUCCCUCUGCCGUAGUGAUAUGCGCUGGAACAAAGGCACCAUUCUCAAGGCGUCGGUGGAGUACAUCAAGUGGCUGCAGAAGGAGCAGCAGCACGCCAGAGAGCUGGAGAACAGGCAGAAGAAGAUGGAGCAGGCCAACAGGAGGCUACUGCUCAGGAUCCAGGAGUUGGAGAUCCAGGCCCGUGCUCACGGCCUCCCCAGCAUGGCCACUGCCCUGGGUACUGUAGAGCUCUCCUCCCACCUCCUCAAACAACAGCAGCAGCAGCCCUUGGCUCCCCAGUCACAGCAGGGUCCUCAGCCACCCCUGUACCAGGAAGAGCUGAAUGGGGAGUACCUCCAGAGGACCUCCAUGCCAGCCAUGACCACUGGGGGCGUCACUGGGGUUACAGACCAGGGUCAGGGGGUGGUUGACGGCUCCACCACUUUCUCCGACCCGCUUUCUCACUUCACAGACUUCUUCAGCGCCACGCUCAAAGAGGAGCAACGGCUGGACGAGAUCCUCAUGGACAACCCGCUCUCGCCGUUCGGCACCGACCCGCUUCUCUCCGCCGGCUCACCCGACGCCUCCAAGGACUCCAGUCACAGGAGCAGCUUCAGCUCGGACGAUGACGACCUAUGAUCCCUGACCCCUACGCGACCCCCACGGUGAACCUGUGUCAAAGGUCAAAGGACAUAGAGCAGUUGGUAACCCUCACAAAUUGGUGCGGAGAUUUGUUCCAGCCCAGCACCAACAACACAUCCGAUUCUACUGACCAGCUCGAAUCAAUGAGAGCUUGAUUAGUGGGCUCAGGUGUGUAAGUGCUGGGCCAGAGCAGAAGCCUGCACACCCUGUGGCUCUCCAGGACCAGGGUUAGUUACCACUGGCACUCAUACUUUUUACAAACUUUGGUGGAGAGUGUGUACCUCGCAGGCAGAACCAGACUCAUGACAAAAAGGGAGAAAGACAAUCGGUCCAUACUGAACAUAUGAUAUGGUUCCAAAAUGCAUUGGACACUGGGGUUGUUGCACACCACUGUAAACUAUACGGUGUCUUUGCAAUAUGCCAAAAGAGGACAGUGUCCCUUUUCAGAUGUCUACUAUUACAGUUAUUGUAUAAAAGGACUUUAAACCAUUGAGGUUCGCUGAUGGGCCCUAUCUCGAGCUAGUUACUGGUGGUUCCUCUUUCAGACAGAAAUUAAAAUGGGACAGUGAUACUUGGCGAAAAAGCCUAACACUUCCUUUGUUUGUCUUUAAAUGUAUUUUUACAAAAUGUUUUAUGUAUGUAUGUGUUUUAAUCCAUGUAUUCCUAAAAAAAACAUAACAUUAUCUAACAUGCUCUCUUUUGUAUUCUUAGUGGGGGUGGGGAAAAAAAAAUAAACCCCUUUUUUUAAAUAAAUCAGA
Molecule: messenger RNA, 5238 nt
Organism: Oncorhynchus masou masou (cherry salmon)
Lineage: Eukaryota; Metazoa; Chordata; Actinopteri; Salmoniformes; Salmonidae
Product: transcription factor EC-like
Exons: 10
Coding region: 2975-4477 (500 amino acids)
Biological process (GO): regulation of transcription by RNA polymerase II
Cellular component (GO): nucleus
Molecular function (GO): protein dimerization activity; RNA polymerase II cis-regulatory region sequence-specific DNA binding; DNA-binding transcription factor activity, RNA polymerase II-specific
Source: RefSeq, a predicted model, not a curated record